This is a messenger RNA of Entamoeba nuttalli P19, 1293 nucleotides long. Its product is annotated as protein tyrosine kinase domain containing protein. The annotation marks the transcript as partial. The record is from RefSeq and is a predicted model, not a curated record. The transcript has a single exon. NCBI's taxonomy places the organism in Eukaryota, Evosea, Mastigamoebida, Endamoebidae.
AUGGUAAUGAUACUAUGUUUAUUAACAAUAUUUGUUGGUAUAAAUGCAGAAGAAGUUAGUAAGAAGGAAUAUGAAAUUAUUUCAGUAUGUGGAGAUGGUAUUUGGGACUCAUUCUCGGAAGAAUGCGAUGGUAUACAGGGAUGUGGGAGUGAUUGUCAAUGUGAAAAAGGAUACUCAUCUGAUGGUAAAGGAAAUUGUAUUAUGUCUUGUAUGUAUGGAGAUGGAUGCUUGUCAGGAUGCUAUAAACCUGAUAAGUGUAGUUCAUGUGACACAAGAAGGUAUAAAAAAGAUUGUACUGAAUGUCAGCCAGGAUAUAUGUGGUUUGGAGAAGGAAAUUGUUCAAAAUACGAUGUCUCAACUAUUCAAAGUUGUAGAAGUUUCAUUAAUGAAUCAGAGCAAUUAUCACGUGAACUUGGGUUGACAUAUAAUCCGUUUAAAGUUCUUGUAAAAAAAAGAAAUACUUCACAAACAGUUACUUAUACAAUGAAGGUACCUGAAUUACCUGUUUCAAAAAGAAGACUCCAGUUAACACAUUGUUCUAGAUAUAUAGAUCCGAGUCGUCCAUAUACAUAUGGUGUAUGGGUUGAAAUCACCUCUGAAGAACUUACAGAGGUAGUUAUAGGGUUAGAUAAACAAUAUUCAAUAGAUGAUGUUAAUUCUCAAAAUUUGCAAGAAAGUAAAAUUGGAACAGACCUUGCAUUUGUUAUUAUUAGAAAUUGUCUUGACUCAGUUGAUUCAAAGAAAGAUCCGGAAUGUCUACAUAGAAAUGGAGGAUUAUCAGAAUAUGUUUUGUCUCCAAGAGUCUCAGUUAUUUUAAGAAAGGAUAUUCCUUAUUAUUUAUUUAUUCAUUCAAAAUAUGCAUCUAAGACAAUUCCUGAAUUCACCUUUUAUAUAUCUGAUAUGAAUCAUGCGUGCUCUACUAAUUAUCGCAGUGUUCCUAUGGUUUUAAUCUCAGACAGAGAAGGAUACAGUAGUGUACUAGAAUUAGAAAAGGCUAUGACAUCAAGAAAUCUUUGUAAUCAAGAUAUUACAAAAGGAUUUUGGUUCAAGAUAAUUGGAAGUGAUUUGACAAUAGAUAUUUCUACUUGUGACUCUGGUGCUUUUGAUGUUGCUAUUGAUCUUAUUGAAGUAAAAUUAAGUGAUUAUAAGUUAGAAGAUAAUACACCAGAUCUUUCUCCAAUUGAUUGUAGUAGUGCACCAGCAAAGUGUCUUGCAACAAGAACAUCAGGAUGUGGAGGUGACUCUCGUCUUGCUAGACUAAUUCAGAAAAUAGAUAGAGAACAUAUAUAUUUC